Messenger RNA from Heterobasidion irregulare TC 32-1, 1679 nucleotides. Its product is annotated as nuclear porin. Gene Ontology annotation, biological process: RNA export from nucleus; protein import into nucleus. Gene Ontology annotation, molecular function: phospholipid binding; structural constituent of nuclear pore. NCBI's taxonomy places the organism in Eukaryota, Fungi, Basidiomycota, Agaricomycetes, Russulales, Bondarzewiaceae. The record is from RefSeq and is a predicted model, not a curated record. Gene Ontology annotation, cellular component: nuclear pore; nuclear pore central transport channel. The transcript has 11 exons. The coding region runs from base 5 to 1612 and encodes 535 amino acids.
CAACAUGAGCCUCUUCGGCCAGACAAACGCUGCGUCUGGAGCGCAACAGACACCCAAUGCAUUCUCCAAUACAACGAACACGCAGACAGGUAGCGCCUUUGGUGGAGGAGGUAAUAUAUUUGGACCAAAACCUGCCUCCGGUGGACUUCCAGGAGGUAGUCUCUUUCCGGCUGCUAAUAACAGUGCCAACGCGAACACAGGAGCUACGACCACUGGAGGUAGCCUCUUCGGCAGACUUGGUGGGGCAGCGAACCCCUUGACCAGUGGAGGUACUAGCGGUACGAACCCGUUGAUGGGUGGCAAUGCGACAGGAACAGGCUUGUUCCCUGGGACCAGCUCAGGGACGAAUUCUUUGGGUGGAAACGCAGCCACACUGGCUGGCACAGCACCAGGGACGACAGGCUCGUUUGGAGGGCUGUUUGCUAACAAACCAGCUGAUCAAGGUGCUACGAAGGCCACUCCCGCACCGUCAAAUUUUUUCACCCCACCGCCAUCAGCUAACCUUGGUGCCGCAGGUCCCUCUACAGGACCUACCACUUCGUUACCUGGAGGAAGUCUGUUUCCUAAGAAAGCAGACGCACCAGCUUCGACCUCUACACCAGCUCCUGCAACUGCAUCUUUGAGUGCAUUCUCAUUACCUGGUAGUACUGCAGGAGCAGCGAAGCCCGCAACGACAGGGACCGGAAGUGGACGUUUGUUUGGAAAUCUCAACUCGAACAAAGACAAACCAGAAGAGAAAAAGGACGGUGCCGCUACUGCACCUCUUUUUGGAACGUUGGGCGAUACUGGAGCCAGCACAUCGACCUCGACUGAGAAAAAAGAUGUCCCUGCGCCAUUGGGUUCUCUAGGGACAGGGCUUGGUACUGACAAGAACAAAGCUGCAACCCCAUCGGCUUCAUCCUUACCUGCGCUCAACACCUCUUCCGCAAUCUCAGUGCCACCGCCGUCUAUGCUCAGAGGCAAGAGUAUCGAAGAGAUCGUCAACCGAUGGUCCACGGAACUAGAAAACCACGUUCGCGAGUUUGCCAAGUUCUCAGCCGAAGUCAUCGUCUGGGAUCGUGCGUUGAUUGAAAAUGGGAACAAUCUUGCUGCCCUAUACAGCCAUGUCCGAGCCGCCGAGCAGGAGCAGAACGACAUUGAUCAGUCGCUUGAUCAUAUUGAACAGCAACAGAGAGAUUUGUCUACGACGUUAGAAAUCUACGAGAAACAGAUGGAAGAUAUUCUGGGUGGCCAAGGUGGCGGCCUACGAACGCUCGAUACGGGUCCCGCCGACACAGAGCGCGACAAAAACUAUAUGCUGGCAACGGAGCUCCACAGCCACCUAGAUGACCUCUCUUCCUCGCUCACGCAACUCGUCGAAGCUGCCAAUGCCGUCUCACUAACGCCUGCCACGGAUAACACAACACCCACUGCGAGCGAAAAUUCCAUGAUGCAAAUCGCACAAGUGUUGAGUAGCCACCUGGAGAGUCUGCAGUGGAUAGACGGUGCAUCACGCGAGUUGGAAGGCAAGGUGUCCGAAGUAGAAAGGAAGGUCAAGGAGUCAGGGCUCGGUGGAAACGGAAACAAUGGGAGUUCCGGUGGCGGGAGGCGAGGGUAUGGUCUGAAUCGGUGAGGCUGUAAUAGCUCUGUUGUCUUUUCAUUGUAUCCUAUAAAUGACCGUGCAGGAUUGUAUGAUUGGU